Darwinula stevensoni is the source of this 3324-nucleotide messenger RNA. NCBI's taxonomy places the organism in Eukaryota, Metazoa, Arthropoda, Ostracoda, Podocopida, Darwinulidae. The record is from the annotation of a GenBank genome assembly.
UUGUGGAAUGGAGAAAUUGGGAGAGAAUUGGUACUCAGAGUUAAGUCCCUUAUGGCCAGGCCAGUGUUUCUCUUUGAAGGUGGAUGAAAUUCUUCAUCAGGAGAAAACUUCUUUUCAAGACAUCUUGGAAUAUGGCCGAGUCCUGGUCCUUGAUGGUGCAAUCCAGUGCACUGAGAGGGAUGAAUUCUCUUAUCAAGAGAUGAUAGCUUUCAUUCCUCUGACUGUCCAUCCUUCUCCCAAGAAUGUUCUUGUGAUAGGUGGAGGAGAUGGAGGUGUGGCUAGAGAAAUUGCAAAAGAUCCUCGAGUGGAAAAGAUCACCCUGUGUGAGAUUGAUGAGCGAGUUAUUGAAGUUUCAAAGCAGUUCCUGCCUUUUAUGUCUCAGGGGUUCUCAAGUUCAAAAUUAGAGGUGAAGAUCUGCAAUGGUGUUGAAUUUCUCUGUUCAAACCGGGAAGAAUAUGAUAUCAUCAUCACUGAUUCCUCUGAUCCUCUUGGACCAGCUGAGGUAUUGUUCCAGGAGUCUUUCUAUUCUUCCAUCCAGAGUGCCUUGAAACCAGAUGGAUUGAUGUGCUGUCAAGGAGAAUGUUUUUGGCUUCAUCUUGAUCUCAUCAAAGAUAUCAUGGGUUUCUGCAGCAAGAAAUUCCCUGUGGUUGACUAUGCUUAUACAUCCAUUCCUACGUAUCCUUGUGGCCAGAUUGGAUUCCUGCUUUGCAGCAAGAAUCCGGCCACUGACUUUCGCAAACCACUGUGGCACAUGAGUGAGGAGGAGCAGGAGAAUUUGCAACUUCGCUACUACUCACCAGAGGUGCACCAGGCUUCCUUUGUACUCCCCAGGCCUCGGUUCUAUUCUACAGAACUUGGAAUCAAGGACAAGUUGUUUGCUGGAGUCUUGACAGAUACAGAGCGGCUAUCAAGCCUUGCUGUUGGGAUCAACAAGACAUUGGCUCAUCAUGUAGACAAGAUUGUGUACUUUCUAAUUGCACAGGAUGCAUCUGAGAUCCAUCUCAAGAUGCCAUCCAUUGUGGGCUUCACCGAUGAUAGACCCUGGGCACUUCCUUUCAAUGCCUUACGUUAUAUGGCUGAGAACUUUUUGGACAGGUACAGCUAUUUCUUCAUCAUGAAGGAUUCAACAUAUGUGAGGGGCCACUGGCUAUACAACCUGGCUGAGCGCAUCAGCAUCAGUCAACAUGUGUAUCUAGGCUUGCCUAUCCUGGAUACUGAAACUGACCUCACCUACUGCUCUUUAGGGAUUCUGGGGCAGAUAUUUCAUUCCAGGAGCUAUCCAGUUGACCUCACAAAGGAUCUGGAGAAUAUUGUUAAGGAUGUUGUCACAGUGUCAGAAGUCAGUGAACCUUUGGGCUUCUACCGACUUCACAGGGCUGUAUCCAAGCUAGAAGAAAGAGAGGUCCAGGGGAAGAUAAAGAAACAUGAAGGAGCUAUAUGGAGAGCAGCUGAUCUCUCACCUUGGGGUCAUGAUGCAGUUUCAUGGCCCAUCAGCCAUGAACCCCAAAAUCAACCUCAUUCCCGGUUUGAUGUUCUUCAGUGGGAAGUUUUCAAUGCUUCACAUGUCUUUGAGGACAUAGAAUCCUACAAUAUAAGGAGUCUUUCACAACUGGAGCUAUUUGAUACUGAGGAUCUUCUUAACCAGAGCAUUCAUUAUAUGAAUGUUAACAAGCCAAGGUGGAAGUACAUGGGUCUUGUGAAGGGAUAUCGGCGGUUUGACCCUGUCCGUGGAAUGGAAUCUCUUGUGGAUUUGAAGUUCUUACCUGAUACAGGGGAUCCUCCUCAAAUUUUGAGGUUGGAGGGUCUUCGCCCCCUAGGUCCAGUGGAGGUAAUACCCAUGCCUUUUGUGACAGAAACACGGCGUGUGUGCAUCAUCUCCCUUGUUGAUCAACAGAACAUUGAAUUGGCAGGAGCCUUCCUUGCUGAAUAUGAAUCUCAGUUCCUCAAAUCCAAGGGGAAUGUGUUCCUGAUGAUGGUGCUAAUCCAAUACUUGUCUGAGCAGGGGAGCAAAGACCCAUUUGUGAGGGUCAAGGGAAACAUUACAUCUUUAGCCACUCGGUACAAGCAGCAUGGAGCAAAGUUGGCCUGGAUGUCUUUAACACUUCCAGAUACAAUUGUUCCAGUUCCAGAACUGGGUCUUCUGGAUGUUGUUCUCCGACGAUACACAGAUGACAGCCUCAUCCUCUAUGUUGGACGCUGCCUUUCCUGGGAGAUUCAUGCUGACUUUUUCAACCGUGUUCGAGUAAAUACCAUCCAGGGGUGGCAAGUUUUCUCUCCCAUCCCAUAUGAAGAAUAUCAUCCCGAUGUUGCAUAUCCAAAUCGAGAUACCCCAAUUCGCCUUGAAGUAAGCCACCAUGCAGGACACUUCAAUCAGCACACAUAUGAACAUUUGAGCUUUUUCAAGUCUGAUUAUUUCCAAGGGAGAGAGAAGAUGUCCAAUGUGUAUGCAGUGGUGAAGAGUGAGAAGGAGCUCCAGAGUCGACAGAAUUUUCCAGAGGUAUUUCCACAUGGAGUCUUAGGGCUCUUCAUUCAUUACUCCCAGCUGCAUGUCCUGAGAGGUGCGGAGCCAAGCCUCCUGGUGCAUUACACUGGUUCUAAAGAAUGCAACUCCCACAGAAAUUUUGUGGACAAAAGGCAAUGCAUUCGUGCACAACCUGAAUCUCUUGGUUCACAUUCACAACUGGCUCAGUUGAUUCAGGAACUGAGGAGCAGUUCUCAACAGCCUGAAACAUGACAUAGUUCAAAGAACAUUGAAAGUACGUUACCUUGAACUGAAAAAUAUCAUCAUGGUCUUUCUGAAAGCUAUGCACUCUGCUGCAGCUUCCUUUUCAUUUUUCAUGUUAGUUGCUUCGAGGAAUAGCCAAAGGGUCUUUGAGGCAUUUGCAUUUUCUCAGGGAGAGCCACAUGUUAGUGACCUAUUGUUUGCAAGUUCAGCACAAGAGUCCAUGGAACACUAUAUAUGAAGAAUCAGAAUUGCUAUAGUUUUCAUGUUGUUUCUUCCAAUUAAUUUCCAAAUUUGGAGACAGGUUGGCCUUGUUAAAUGUUUUGUUAGCAUACUCCUGAACCAGCCAAUAUUAAUAAAGUGAACUGAAAAACAGAGGUAACACACUUGGAUUUUCAAGGGACCCCUCUUAUUGUAACAUUUAGCUGCCCAGCUAAUUCACAGUUUUAAAAUUUUGGAGCUGAUGACUGCUUCUGCUUAAUAAGCAAGGAAUCUAGUGGUUCAAUUUUUGUGUGAUUGCACCUUGAAAGAUGGGAUUGCUAACUUCAGAUGAGUUUGCUUCUCUUUCACAUGGAAAAUAUUAUUAUAAUAAUUAUCAUUGU